Messenger RNA from Closterium sp. NIES-67, 1031 nucleotides. The record is from the annotation of a GenBank genome assembly. Lineage: Eukaryota; Viridiplantae; Streptophyta; Zygnematophyceae; Desmidiales; Closteriaceae.
AAGUGCGAGACGUGUCUGCUGAGCAAGUUCACACGGUUCCCCUUUCACGGCGUAGCUGGGAAAAGCAAGGCAGCACUGGAACUGGUGCACAUGGACCUGGUAGGACCUUUUCCAGUUCAAGGAAGAAAGGGGGAAAGAACCGACCGAGGUGGAGAGUUUCUAGGAGGAGAUCUGACUGCGUGGCUCAAGAAACAAGGCAUUGAGCAUCAGCUAACAACGUCCUAUACCCCUCAGUCAAAUGGCGUUGCUGAGAGGGCUAAUAGGACCAUCCUGGAAACUGCGCGAGCGCUGCUGAUCGAAUCAGGGCUGGGGAACUCCAUGUGGCCUCAUGCGGUGAGGCAUGCUACAGUGGCAAGGAACCGCGUACUCACAAAGGUGGCUGAUGAUAUGUGGGUGCCGCUGGAGAGGUGGCUUGGAAAGAAGCCUCCAGUGGACAUGCUUCGAGUGUUCGGAUGCAUGGCAGUGGCGCAUGUCCCUAAACCGUACAGGACAAAGCUUGGAGCAUCUGCACUGUGGUGUGUGCACCUUGGGCUUGCGGCAGAGAGCAAGGGUAGGCGGAUACAUCUGCAUGGUGGGAGGUGGGCCUGUAAGUUGGAGGUCCAAGAAGCAGUCUGAGACGGCACUAUCUUCAGUGGAAUCUGAGUACAUGGCGAUGUUUCAUGUGGCAAAAGAAAUCAUCUGGCUAAGGAGGCUCUUGAAGGAGAUCGGCCAUGAACAGACUUGUGCGACACCUCUGUUCAGUGACAGCAAGGGAGCCAUUGCCAUGGCACGCAACGCAGUUCUUCAAGGGUUGAACAAGCACAUGAGGAUCAAGUGGCAUUGGCUGCGGAAGGAGGUGAAGCUUGGGACACUGGAUCCGAUCUACGUGAAAACUCAGCAACAGCCAGCCGACUUCCUUACCAAGCGGUUAGCUGAAGAGCCACACUGGCGCUGUGCGAGGAUGGCGGGAAUGUCCUUGAACUAGAGACGGCAAAACAAGCCGACAGUCUGAGGGGGAGUGUGUUGGUGCAUAUUCGUUUGCACGUCAUCCU